This is a messenger RNA of Nelumbo nucifera (sacred lotus), 600 nucleotides long. Its product is annotated as LIM domain-containing protein PLIM2a-like. The record is from RefSeq and is a predicted model, not a curated record. Lineage: Eukaryota; Viridiplantae; Streptophyta; Magnoliopsida; Proteales; Nelumbonaceae.
AUGUCGUUCAGUGGGACUCUGCAGAAAUGCAAGGCUUGUGAUAAGACCGUGUAUGUGGUUGAUUUGUUGUCUGCGGAUGGAGUUGCCUAUCACAAGUCUUGCUUCAAAUGCAGUCACUGCAAAGGAACUCUGGUGAUGAGUAACUACUCUUCCAUGGAUGGAGUCCUUUACUGCAAGCCUCACUUUGAGCAACUAUUCAAGGAAACUGGCAGUUUUAGUAAGAAUUUCCAAACAGGAAAAUCUGAGAAGCAAAAUGAUCAGCUGGCCAGGGCCCCCAGCAAGCUAUCCUCCAUGUUCUCUGGGACUCAAGAUAAAUGUGCCGCUUGUAAAAAGACAGCAUAUCCACUGGAGAAGGUGACAUUGGAAGGAGAAUCUUACCAUAAGUCAUGUUUCAAGUGCUCUCAUGGGGGCUGCCCUCUCACACCUUCCACUUAUGCUGCUUUGGAUGGAAUUUUGUACUGCAAGCACCAUUUUGCUCAAUUGUUCAAGGAGAAGGGAAACUACAAUCAUCUUGCCAAGGGUGCUUCGCUUAGGAAAAAUAACGCACCACUACCAGACUCAGAAGAGAAAACUGAAGGAGAACAGGAACCAGACGAGUAA